This is a messenger RNA of Bipolaris sorokiniana ND90Pr, 908 nucleotides long. RefSeq lists its product as uncharacterized. Lineage: Eukaryota; Fungi; Ascomycota; Dothideomycetes; Pleosporales; Pleosporaceae. The record is from RefSeq and is a predicted model, not a curated record. The transcript has 2 exons. Gene Ontology annotation, cellular component: Sec62/Sec63 complex. Gene Ontology annotation, biological process: post-translational protein targeting to membrane, translocation. The coding region runs from base 92 to 721 and encodes 209 amino acids.
CCGUCGUCUGCAACGUGUCCCGCCAACCAAACAUUUCUCUACAUCACCAAUAGUAAUUCCCGUGGCCCUCACCUGACGCCCACGAUCCAAAAUGUGGCCCUUUGACGCCGUCGACUGGCUUAUGCUCACCGUGCCCUUUGCCUACAUUGGUAUACUGGCUGGCUCUUUCGGUGUCUUCACAAACCUAUAUCGCAAACGCAAGGCUGCCAACGCUGCGUCUCUCGAACCCUGGUUCCCCACCCACCUCCAGCGCAAUGUCUACCUCUCCCUUCUGCACAUGGAAGAACCCAAGGUGCCAGACAGCAUCCUAAAGGCCGCCCUGCUUCGCCGGGCAACGGAAGAUAUCCACCGAAUUGUCCAGAUUAGGAAUGCGAAGCAGGCGCUCCAGGUCCUGUUGCAGAGGGGUAGUGUAGGCGAUGAUUUGUGGCAGAGGUUCCAGCGCGCUGAGAAGGAAAUAGAAGAAGAGCUUAGAGAUGUUGUCAACGAGGCCAAUGCAUUUGCACCAAACUGGGGCCAGACUAUCUUCCAAUCCGCUUCUGAAAUGGCCCAGAACAACCACAUCCGCGAGCGUCUGGCCGAGAUUGAGGCAAAGGCUCCCGCCGAGAAGGAGUGGUGGGAGAACCGCCGGGCUGGCAUCCAGUCAGAGUUCAUGAAGGAAUUGGAUGACGAGAAGGCGAAGAGCGAGGAGGACGGUGUAAUGGUGGAGAAGAGCAAGAACUGAGUACCUUGCAUGUCAUGGUAUACUUCAAGCUCUAAUUCGAGUACAUUUCUAGGGACAGGGGGAAGAGGGAUGAGGCUUUUGGCGUUUUCCAGCAUUCAGGUGGCGCAUUGUUUAGACGUUUGCACACAACAGCGUCAUAGGCGCGAAUACCAUGUUUUUUUUAACUUGCUCAAAUGUUGAUUGCACU